CUGUUCCUGGAUCUCGGGGUGAGAGUUGACUGGAACAUGUGGUUAGACAUGGCUGCGCCCUGCUGGCGUUGAGGACCGUGACUGUUGAACACGGGAUGGAAUAGUUUAGCGCUUAUUUGAAAGCUCUUUCGUGGGUCAACAUGACAGACGACGGGAUGUUUGUGAAAGACACAAGCCAAGGCCAGACAAUAUCCAGGGCGAUGAUUAUUAAAAUGCUGAAUAAGAAGUUUGAAAAACUCCCCGAUAUCGACAAAAAACUCUUCUCAUACGGACCCAUAUAUUUGGCAGGCAACGCUGGAUUUGCUGGCUUAAUUGCCAACAGCUUUUUCAGACGUGUCCUCAAUGUCACCCAAGGACGAUUUACUUCCAGCCUUCCCAUGGCUGUUCUGCCCUUUCUAACAACUGCAGCACUUUACACUGCGACCGUGACAAACCCUUUGAUGUCAGGUGACCUGAACUGCCCAACCUGUACCCUGAUAAGAGGGGCUGUGGUUGGUGUAGUUGGUGGUGGCAUAUAUCCCAUUCUGUUGGCCUUACCUGUCAAUGCUGGUCUUGCAGCCAGGUAUAACAGUGCACCAAUGCCAGAAAAGGGGAACAUGAUACGUUUCUGGACAAAUGUCAGCAAGCCCAUUGUACAGAAGAUGUAUGUUGUUUUGCUGCUGCAGGGUUUGUUUGGAACCUUCUUGAGCUCUAAACAGUUUGAUAUCUACCUAAAAAUGCUGAAAAUACCCGAUUCUGACGGUGAAGAGCUUCUUGGUUAGCAGUUGUCAUUUAUAUUGAUGAUAUUGUAAAUCUUUGUUAAAAUAAGUGAAACACGCUUGCCCAGUGGCAUAACCAAUCUUGUCCGAUUUGUUCUUGGUUUUGAUGUCUCAAUAUUUUCUAUUCACUAAACCUUUGUACUCUCUGCCCAAAAGUUGAAAAUGGAGAAAUCACCUCAAAUUGAGAUACUUAAAAGAAUAUAAUGUCAA
Molecule: messenger RNA, 968 nt
Organism: Carassius auratus (goldfish)
Lineage: Eukaryota; Metazoa; Chordata; Actinopteri; Cypriniformes; Cyprinidae
Gene: tmem126a
Product: transmembrane protein 126A
Exons: 5
Coding region: 141-761 (206 amino acids)
Biological process (GO): mitochondrial respiratory chain complex I assembly
Cellular component (GO): mitochondrion
Source: RefSeq, a predicted model, not a curated record